UCACGCUGCGCGCAUUCCAGUUUCACAGAGCGCUCAACGGAUCAGGGGAGACGGCGCAUUCCUGUGUAGGCGCGGCAGACCUUCCAGAGCGGGUUGACCGGGAGAAAGACGCUGAAACCCGGCAUCAGCUGGAGGGAAUGACGGCAGGUGUUCGCGGGUAGCUGGCAGGAGGAGAGAGGAGAGAGGAGAGGGGAAGACUGGGUGGGAAAUGGAUUGCGUAAAGCAGUCGGAGCCUGUGCCUGUACCAUCUCCAGGAAGUUUGAAGCUCUGAUUGGAGGUGGAUUUUCUAAGUUUUGUCCAUGGCGGGGUGCUGUGACUGGAUCUACCGCACCUGCGUGUGCUGCCUGUCGGAGGAUGAGAAGACCGCCAUCGCUGUGGACAAAGAGAUCAAGAGGAUCCUCAGGCAGCAGAAGAAGAAGGAGAGACGAGAGAUUAAAAUCCUGCUGCUGGGAACUGGAGAAAGUGGGAAAACCACCUUCCUCCGACAGAUGAAGAUCAUCCACGGCCGAGGCUUCUCCGAAGAGGAGCGGAAAUCCUUCGCUAAGUGUAUCUACCAGAACAUCUUCACUGCCAUCAAAGCCAUGACUGGAGCCAUGAACACGCUCAGAAUCCCUUACACCAGCCCUGAGAACGAGAGGUUCGCCAGGUGGCUGCAGGAUGUGAACACGAUGCACAUCGUCCACCUGGAGAGGAGAUACGUGGAUGCCAUCCGCCGCCUCUGGUCAGACCAAGGAAUACGGAUCUGUUACAGCCGUCGCUGCGAGUAUCAGCUCCUGGACUCCACCGAGUACUACCUGAACAACUUGGAGCGGAUCUCGGCCCACGAUUACAUCCCCACGGAGCAGGACGUGCUGCGUGUUCGGUUUCCCACUACGGGCAUCCACGACUACUCCUUCACCAUCAAGAACAUCACGCUAAGGAUUGUGGAUGUUGGCGGCCAGAAAUCGGAGCGUCGGAAGUGGAUCCACUGCUUUGAAAACGUGACCUCGCUCAUCUUCCUGGCCUCCCUCAGCGAGUACGACCAGGUCCUGGAGGAGAGAGAGACCAUCAACCGCAUGCAGGAGAGCCUGGCUCUGUUCUACACCACCAUCCACUCUGCCUGGUUCCACAACACCUCCAUCAUCCUCUUCCUCAACAAGACUGACAUCCUGGAAGACAAGAUCCGGACGUCAGAUCUGGGGAAAUACUUUGACAGUUUCACAGGUGAGAAGCAGAACGCUGAGCUAGCAAAGCAGUACAUCCUCAAAAUGUACGAGCAGCGUUCCAUGAACCAAGAGACCCGGGUGUGGAAGACCAUGUACCCACACUUCACUUGUGCCACAGACACCAACAACAUCCGCAAGGUUUUUACCGACAUAAGAGACACGGUUCUGCUCAAGUCGCUAAGGGACUACGGAGUCCUCUGAACUGUCACUCAGCGGCGCGAGGCAGAAGGAGACGCGACGGGUUCCCCACAUCCGUCAGGCUGACAGGACUGAAAGCAGCGACUGAACACUUUCUCACACGAAGAACUCUUUCCGUAUGAAAUCCUCUCCGACUGUCAUGUCUUAUGGGUUUUUAACGGAGCAGCAGGCGGGAUUAUUUCUUCUCUCGCAUCUAGAUUUCAGAACAUGAAGAUCUGUACUAAAAGCUGGAAUCACGUAGUUUGAAUCACAAACUGUGUUUAUCGGUAGGGUUGCUUUACAAAAGAAGCGUUUGGCUCAAACGUUAUGCAUGUUGCUCUGUAAAUGACGCUGAAGUAGAGACGCUAUGAAGUACAGCAUGGCCAUUAGUGGUGGAGAUGGGGUCAUGCUCUCCACUGCUGCGGUGCACACAUGAACAGCUGCAGGUGCAGACAGAUAACGUAGGAGCCUGUAAAAGUUAAUAUUUUUCACCAAAAUGUGAACUGUUAGGACAGAUAUUUAUCGGAAUAAGCUGUGUUUUUCUUUUAACAAUCCAUUAUGAAUCUUGGAAAUAUAAUGUAUCUCUACAACAAAGACCCCAAAGCAGGUCAAAUUCUUGAAAUAGAAGCUGCCGCACUACACUGAAUUUGGCUGAUGAAUUUACUGCUUAAUGUGUUAAAAGCUACACUGUCAAGCUGCUCAGAUGAAUGUUUUUUCCAAGCCCGUUUUGAGUUUUAAAAAGGCACUUAUUGAGUUUUUCUGCUUCUGAUUUCCAGUUUUAUUUGAGGUCUGACUUGCCAAUUCAAAUCUGAACCCAUUUUUCAAUCUUUUCUUUGCACUUAAAAGAAAAAACGAAGAAAUGGCAAAAAUGCGUGCCAAAGUACAUGUUUUGGUCGAUGCACUAGGAGACUGAACAUGAUGGGAUUUUAUGUUUUUGAAGCAUUUAGUGAAUAGCCUGAAGAAAAGACUGAUUUUUCAGUAUUUGUUGUGUCAGGGGGAAAUCAGCUGAAUCCAACUUUGGGCGAUUGAUUGAUGCACCUGUGGUUUUUAGUGACGGAGGAGAAACGCUAUACGGACACAGUUUUUCAGGAGGGAUUUAUAGUUGACUUAUGCAGAAGUCUACAGACUUACCUGUACCCGUGUACAAACCCUUAUAUUAUAUACAUAUUUAAUUUAAGAUAAUAUCUAAGAAAAUGUAUCAUCCUGCAACUGAAAACUUCUGUUUUUUUAUUGUUGUUUUUUUUUUGUUUUUUUUUGUUUUUUUUUGUGGUGACAAACUCUCCUGGUGAGUCCUGGAGUCGAUUUAUGGAAAAGGAUCUCAACCCCACUGUCGAGCACGGUGGAUAAUCUGUGAUGCUGUGGGCUCAGAAGAAGCUUGAUGUCUGAAAAUCUGGUGGACGUUGCCUGAAAUCUGAAUACUUUUCAUCAUUUGCUGGGAACACUCAAUGUUAUCUACUACACUUAUGCUUCUUCAUUUUAUGGGCAGGUAUGUUUUAUCUCAGUGUUGCCAAUUCAUUAUUGCUGCCUGGUGGUGCAAAAAAAAAAAAAAAAAAAAAGCCUCCAAUCUGUUAAUCCAAGCUUUCAAAUCUCUUUUUGGGUAUUUUCUAUGUAUAUAACUGAGAGAAAGUGAAAUGUAGAAGUCUGUCAGUGGCUGAAAUAUGAAGUGGUGUCCUACUUGAAACGGUCAGAUAAUUGUACUCCCAUACUUUAAUAACAUUAAAGGCUAAAUAAAACAAAGUUAAAGUGUAAUAAUAACUCGGCCUCGUAUCGAUUUAAAUUGUGUCUUUCAUCUGUCGUAUCAAUUUCAAGAGUCCAAAAGUCGUAAAAAGAAAAAUAAUAAUUUAAAAUCAUAAAACUAUCUGACCUGAAUGUAAAGCUCAUUGGAGCAGAGCAUUAAAAAAACACGUUUCUGAUUCUUUGCGAUGCAUUUGAGGCCCUCUGUGCAUAACUGCUGUUUUUGAUUCAUUUGUAAGUCUUGAAUUUGUGAUAAUUGUUUACCUGUUGGACACAGACUGUGACCAGAGAGUGUCGGUGAGUGACCUGCCCUCCUUUGGAGGCAGUAAAACAUUUGUGUAGAGUCUGGUGGAGGAAGAAUAAAAAACAUGGUUUUUAUAGUUAAUAUUAAAGAGAAAAUC
Poecilia latipinna (sailfin molly) is the source of this 3517-nucleotide messenger RNA. RefSeq names its product guanine nucleotide-binding protein subunit alpha-11-like. Gene Ontology annotation, biological process: phospholipase C-activating dopamine receptor signaling pathway; adenylate cyclase-modulating G protein-coupled receptor signaling pathway. NCBI's taxonomy places the organism in Eukaryota, Metazoa, Chordata, Actinopteri, Cyprinodontiformes, Poeciliidae. Gene Ontology annotation, molecular function: G protein-coupled receptor binding; G-protein beta/gamma-subunit complex binding; GTPase activity. Gene Ontology annotation, cellular component: cytoplasm; heterotrimeric G-protein complex. The record is from RefSeq and is a predicted model, not a curated record. The transcript is spliced from 8 exons. The coding region runs from base 300 to 1406 and encodes 368 amino acids.